GAAAGAUUUGUUUAUGCGGGCCAUUGGAACCAAAAACGUCAAGAAAGAUGUCAUUUUCAUCUCAGUUGGACGAUGAACAUAAUGAUUAUCAGCUGAUGACCAAAAUCGACAAUGCAAAGAAUGUGUUGCAUCUAUUGAAAGCUGUCAAUUUUCGUGAUACGGCCACAGUAUUUGCCAGCAGUAAUGGAUUGAAAGUCACAGUUGAGGAGGCAAAGUGUAUCCAAGCCAAUGCUUUCAUCCAGUCAGACAUGUUCCAGGAAUAUAGCAUUCGAGAGGAUGUUAUAACAUUCAAGGUGAACUUGAAUGUCUUUGUUGAAUGUCUCAAUAUCUUUGGUGGCAGCAGUACUCCUGGCAUUACACCAGCGCUGAAGAUGUGCUACAAUGGCUAUGGCUCACCACUUAUUCUGUUACUAGAAGAAGCCGGGGUGUUGACAGAUUGCAGUAUACGGACUCAAGAGGCAGAUGAUACUCUUGACUUCAAUUUCUGUAACACAGGAGUGAUCAAUAAAGUGAUAAUGAGAUCUGAGUGUCUGAAGGAGGUAUUUUCUGAGCUUGACAUGUCCAGUGACGUCCUAGAAAUCUUGAUGUCUCCAGAUCCUCCAUAUUUCCGUCUCUCAACUUUUGGAAAUUAUGGAACUAAUCAUACAGAUAUACCAAGAGACAGUGACAUGGUGGAGAAUUUCUCAUGUACUCAAACUAUGACCCAACGGUACAAGCUCUCACUUCUGCGGCCAUCUAUUAAACCUCUAAGUGCUUCUCAGAAGGUGUCAGUUCGAACAGAUGAGCGAGGUUUCCUCUGUUUACAGUUUAUGAUUAAGACCGAAGAUAACCAUAUCUGUUUCGUCGAGUUCUUUUGCUGUCCAGAUGAAGAAGGAAGCGAAUAGUUAACAUGAAAGCAUAUAUUGUAUCCACUACAAUUUAGAAUGCUUAUUGGCAGCAAUGCAUAGUAGGUUUAUUUAUCUUUAUGCAGCAAUGCCUGUCGGAGAAUGGAUAAGGACCACUGUCAGUUGGCAAGUUUUGAUAGAGAUAAA
Penaeus vannamei (Pacific white shrimp) is the source of this 1031-nucleotide messenger RNA. RefSeq names its product Radiation insensitive 1 (gene Rad1). Gene Ontology annotation, biological process: DNA damage checkpoint signaling; DNA repair. Lineage: Eukaryota; Metazoa; Arthropoda; Malacostraca; Decapoda; Penaeidae. Gene Ontology annotation, cellular component: nucleus; checkpoint clamp complex. Gene Ontology annotation, molecular function: 3'-5' exonuclease activity. The record is from RefSeq and is a predicted model, not a curated record.